Molecule: messenger RNA, 1163 nt
Organism: Dentiscutata erythropus
Lineage: Eukaryota; Fungi; Glomeromycota; Glomeromycetes; Diversisporales; Gigasporaceae
Source: the annotation of a GenBank genome assembly
AUUGCCUAUUAUCAAAUCAACUUCCAAUGGACUCUGAUAUUGCCCGUAAGACUUUCGAGUUUUCUAACAAUAUAGUAACAGUAGAUCCUGCCCAGGAUCUUAUUUAUCGGUACAACACUGAAGAGCAAUCGCAAAUAAAUCAAGAAAAGCCAUGGACGAAAGAUGUUCAUUAUUUCACUAAAGUCAAAAUAUCCGCAGUUGCUCUUAUAAAAAUGGUUAUGCACGCCCGCUCCGGUGGAAGUAUUGAAGUGAUGGGCCUUAUGCAAGGAAAAAUCGAUGGUAACACUAUGAUUAUUAUGGAUGCAUUUGCUUUGCCGGUUGAAGGAACUGAAACAAGAGUGAACGCACAAGCUGAAGCGUAUGAAUAUAUGGUUCAAUAUUUAACAACUAUAAGACAGGUGGGAAGACUUGAAAACAUAGUAGGGUGGUAUCAUAGUCAUCCGGGUUAUGGAUGUUGGCUUUCUGGUAUUGAUGUGAACACACAAAUGACGAAUCAACAAUAUCAGGACCCCUUUGUUGCCGUUGUUAUUGAUCCUAAUCGAACAGUAUCUGCAGGAAAAGUGGAAAUUGGCGCGUUUAGGACUUAUCCUGCUGGUUACAAAGCACCGGAUGAUGGUCCCUCUGAAUACCAAACUAUUCCACUUAGUAAAAUCGAAGAUUUUGGUGUUCAUUGUAAACAAUAUUAUCAGCUUGAAAUAUCACAUUUCAAGUCCACUCUUGAUACACAUUUGUUAGAAUUACUUUGGCAUAAGUAUUGGGUUAACACGCUAUCGCAAUCUUCUCUAAUCACGGUAUAUGUUAAAUAUAUGACUUAUACAGAUCUCGCAGAAAAACUGGAUCAGGCCGAGACGCAAUUGCAGCAGAGUGGCAGAGUGUCAAGUUUUCCUGGUGGUAUGGGGGGAAGUCGCGGUAAUGUUGCCUCAUCGCAAAGUGUUGGAGGUUCAUCUGCAGCCGGAGGUGGCGCUGCAACAACAGCUCCCCCGCCUGAAAAGAAAAGAGUGGAAGAAAGUCCACUCAGUAAGGUUACAAAGGAUAGCACAAAAAUCACUGUUGAAGCAGCACAUGGUUUGAUUUCUCAAGUUCUUAAAAAUGUUUUGUUUAAUAAACCGCAACCAAUUGUUGAACAAAAUAAACCUGAGGUAGAAAUUCUUCCCGAUGCUUGA